AUGGCCAGUGAAGAUAGUAGUAAUUUUGCAGCGCUGAAGACCUCCAUGGAAAAACUCAACGUACAACCAUCAUCAUCUAGCCAAAACGACGAAGCUGCUGCUGUUUCUGAUAACGGCGUGGAGGUUACUUGCUUCACGGAGGUCCUCGAUGACGUAACCCUUCACCUCCAGAUUAUCCAUCUCGGCAAACAGAUAUAUGCAUGGAUUGGUUGCAAUUCUGGUAAAUUAGGUCACUUGUAUGCUGCUGCACCCACUCGCCCUUUUUUGAUUGAUUUUGUUGUUGUGCGGUUUGCUUUGUUGAUGUAUUUCAAGAAUAAUACGGCAAGUGUAACUUGUGUACUCGGAGGAAAUUCUGAUAAUACAGGAACUGGCAUUGCUCGACGAUUAGUGUUGAAGACUGGACUUAAUAUAAUGUUGGCUUCUAACGUUCCUAAGAACAGUCCCUUGCUUGAGGCAAAUGCUGAGAAAAAAUUGGUGGAGAAGCUAAUACAUUUGGGUGGUUCGCAUCGCAUGGGGAACAGCUUUUUGGCUUUCACCCCUGUAUCCUGCACAUUUUUAGUGGAAUUUGUUGCCAAGAAAGAUAUUGUCGCCAUCAUGCCAGAUGAUGUCAGCAAUAUCACUCCUCCUCCUGGUGCUUUAGCAUCCAUAUCCGAUGCAUCACCCGUCCAUUACAUAGUUAAAAUGGAGUCAUUUUCGUUAGUAACGAAAAAUGCAGUGGAGAAACAUGAAUCGGGGGUUUUUGAAGCUGGAGGCUACAAAUGUCUGAUUCAAGAGAAAAUGAUGCCGCUCUCUAAUGUUUUGGCCUUGUUGCCGAGGUUAGAUGCAGCAGGAAAGGAAACACGUUUCCAUGGAUUGAAGUUUUCGUGGGGUUUUGAUCAGUUCGUUAAGCUUUCAACAUUUAAUGAUGCUCGUCAUGGGUUCCUUCUGGACGACAGUUGUGUGUUUGGAGCAGAAGUAUUUGUCCGCAAAGAAAGAAGCAGAGGCACAGGAGAGCUUUUAUCAAUGAUAAAGCAACCCGAUCCUUUCGAGUACACUUGGAAGAUCAAAAACUUUUCCAAGUUGGAUGAAAAACGUCAAGAAUCAGAAAUAUUCAGCAUGGCAGAUCAAAAAUGGAAGAUAGUGCUCUAUCCCAAGGGAAAAGGUCGUGGAAUGGGCACCCAUCUUUCUCUGUACUUGGCUUUGGAUUUGGCAACCCUCCCUACUGGUUACAGACUAUAUACGGAGUACACCUUGCGCAUUCUGAAUCAAUUCUGGGGGAGGGAGUCAGAUCGUUAUGUUAAAGGUAAAAACACAAACGAGCUCUUUGCCUGGAAGAUUAUACAGCAGAGGAGAUUCUUGGAUUUUAUAUUUUUUUCUUUUCUGUCGAUGAAAAAAGAGUUCAGAUUGUUUCUUCGACUUGCAGCUAAACACUGGUUUGAUGCCUCAAGCUCAGAAAGAGGAUGGGCAAGAUUUAUUUCACAGGAUAUUAUUUAUCAGCCAAACGGAUCCUAUGUUGUGAAGGACACUUGCAUAGUAGAAGCAGAGGGAGAAACACAGAAGAAAAAACAAAGAGAGAGGAAGGACGACACGUGUGCAACACUAGCGGAGCCAUUUGAGUGGGUGGGCUAUGGAGCUCGCCGUCACCAAGAAGUUUGCUCCAGCUCCAGGCAUUUCCGCACAUAUCAUUUCCUAUGUGAGGAAGAAGCUUGCCUUGCCGACGAGUUUGUUGUGUUUAUAUCUGAGAUUGAUUUUAUGUCAGCCUGGUGCAGUGCCAGUUGGGCUGCAUCCAUUAUAUCACUAGUGGAAUUUGUUGCCAAGAAAGAUAUUGUCGCCAUCAUGCCAGAUGAUGUCAGCAAUAUCACUCCUCCUCCUGGUGCUUUAGCAUCCAUAUCCGAUGCAUCACCCGUCCAUUACAUAGUUAAAAUGGAGUCAUUUUCGUUAGUAACGAAAAAUGCAGUGGAGAAACAUGAAUCGGGGGUUUUUGAAGCUGGAGGCUACAAAUGUCUGAUUCAAGAGAAAAUGAUGCCGCUCUCUAAUGUUUUGGCCUUGUUGCCGAGGUUAGAUGCAGCAGGAAAGGAAACACGUUUCCAUGGAUUGAAGUUUUCGUGGGGUUUUGAUCAGUUCGUUAAGCUUUCAACAUUUAAUGAUGCUCGUCAUGGGUUCCUUCUGGACGACAGUUGUGUGUUUGGAGCAGAAGUAUUUGUCCGCAAAGAAAGAAGCAGAGGCACAGGAGAGCUUUUAUCAAUGAUAAAGCAACCCGAUCCUUUCGAGUACACUUGGAAGAUCAAAAACUUUUCCAAGUUGGAUGAAAAACGUCAAGAAUCAGAAAUAUUCAGCAUGGCAGAUCAAAAAUGGAAGAUAGUGCUCUAUCCCAAGGGAAAAGGUCGUGGAAUGGGCACCCAUCUUUCUCUGUACUUGGCUUUGGAUUUGGCAACCCUCCCUACUGGUUACAGACUAUAUACGGAGUACACCUUGCGCAUUCUGAAUCAAUUCUGGGGGAGGGAGUCAGAUCGUUAUGUUAAAGGUAAAAACACAAACGAGCUCUUUGCCUGGAAGAUUAUACAGCAGAGGAGAUUCUUGGAUUUUAUAUUUUUUUCUUUUCUGUCGAUGAAAAAAGAGUUCAGAUUGUUUCUUCGACUUGCAGCUAAACACUGGUUUGAUGCCUCAAGCUCAGAAAGAGGAUGGGCAAGAUUUAUUUCACAGGAUAUUAUUUAUCAGCCAAACGGAUCCUAUGUUGUGAAGGACACUUGCAUAGUAGAAGCAGAGGGAGAAACACAGAAGAAAAAACAAAGAGAGAGGAAGGACGACACGUGUGCAACACUAGCGGAGCCAUUUGAGUGGGUGGGCUAUGGAGCUCGCCGUCACCAAGAAGUUUGCUCCAGCUCCAGGCAUUUCCGCACAUAUCAUUUCCUAUGUGAGGAAGAAGCUUGCCUUGCCGACGAGUUUGUUGUGUUUAUAUCUGAGAUUGAUUUUAUGUCAGCCUGGUGCAGUGCCAGUUGGGCUGCAUCCAUUAUAUCACUAGUGGAAUUUGUUGCCAAGAAAGAUAUUGUCGCCAUCAUGCCAGAUGAUGUCAGCAAUAUCACUCCUCCUCCUGGUGCUUUAGCAUCCAUAUCCGAUGCAUCACCCGUCCAUUACAUAGUUAAAAUGGAGUCAUUUUCGUUAGUAACGAAAAAUGCAGUGGAGAAACAUGAAUCGGGGGUUUUUGAAGCUGGAGGCUACAAAUGUCUGAUUCAAGAGAAAAUGAUGCCGCUCUCUAAUGUUUUGGCCUUGUUGCCGAGGUUAGAUGCAGCAGGAAAGGAAACACGUUUCCAUGGAUUGAAGUUUUCGUGGGGUUUUGAUCAGUUCGUUAAGCUUUCAACAUUUAAUGAUGCUCGUCAUGGGUUCCUUCUGGACGACAGUUGUGUGUUUGGAGCAGAAGUAUUUGUCCGCAAAGAAAGAAGCAGAGGCACAGGAGAGCUUUUAUCAAUGAUAAAGCAACCCGAUACUUUCAAGUACACUUGGAAGAUCAAAAACUUUUCCAAGUUGGAUGAAAAACGUCAAGAAUCAGAAAUAUUCAGCAUGGCAGAUCAAAAAUGGAAGAUAGUGCUCUAUCCCAAGGGAAAAGGUCGUGGAAUGGGCACCCAUCUUUCUCUGUACUUGGCUUUGGAUUUGGCAACCCUCCCUACUGGUUACAGACUAUAUACGGAGUACACCUUGCGCAUUCUGAAUCAAUUCUGGGGGAGGGAGUCAGAUCGUUAUGUUAAAGGUAAAAACACAAACGAGCUCUUUGCCUGGAAGAUUAUACAGCAGAGGAGAUUCUUGGAUUUUAUAUUUUUUUCUUUUCUGUCGAUGAAAAAAAGUUCAGAUUGUUUCUUCGUCUUGCAGCUAAACACUGGUUUGAUGCCGCAAGCUCAGAAACAGGAGGGCCAAGAUUUAUUUCACAGGAUAUUAUUUAUCAGCCAAACGGAUCCUAUGUUGUUAAGGACACUUGCAUAG
This is a messenger RNA of Dovyalis caffra, 3954 nucleotides long. The record is from the annotation of a GenBank genome assembly. Lineage: Eukaryota; Viridiplantae; Streptophyta; Magnoliopsida; Malpighiales; Salicaceae.